This is a messenger RNA of Morchella importuna, 333 nucleotides long. RefSeq lists its product as uncharacterized. The record is from RefSeq and is a predicted model, not a curated record. Lineage: Eukaryota; Fungi; Ascomycota; Pezizomycetes; Pezizales; Morchellaceae. The coding region runs from base 1 to 333 and encodes 110 amino acids. The transcript has a single exon.
AUGUCGACCCAUCGAUACGCCCACAUUGCAAUCAUCGAACCUGCCGCAACUGAUGCUCCCGUUACCCACCUACCUGCCACAGCGCCUGUUACGGCCCACCUCGCCGCCGGCGCUGUCAACGCCGCGCAGGUCAUUGCCAUGCCUUCCCCUACCGCCCUCGGCCGCGCCACCCCCUCCGACGCCCCCACCCUCCUCAUGACCCCCUCCGGCUACGCUACCUUCCUCACCUCCUUGUAUAGUUGCAAUCUAACCGCCCUCGCUAGCACCACCGCCUUGAUGAAGUUCAGACUUGAGCGCUCCCAGCGUAAGCUAGUCGGGCUCAGAUAUAACUAG